AUGAUGGUCCCUGAAGAUUUCAACAAUUUCCCCUCGGUCACGCUGCCAACCUCCACGCCCACCUCGGUGGCCCCGAUCCCCACGGUGAUCCCGAGCACCCCGCUCUUCCAGGAGCUCCACGACACCGGCAAGCGGACUCUCUGGGUCGUCACUGUGUUGAUGGGCGUCUCUUCGCUCGUCUUCUACACGAUCGGCGCCCGUGCGCCACUGCCCAAGCGGGUCUUCCACACGCUUGCGUCCCUGAUCACCACGAUCUCCUUCAUCACCUACCUGGCGCUUGCAACCGGCCAAGGCAUCAGCUUCAAGCACGCCCACAUCACUCACCACCACAAGCAUGUCCCCAAUACCGCGGACGAGUACCUCCGCCAGGUCCUGUGGCUGCGCUAUAUCAAUUGGGCCCUGGCCACACCCCUGCUACUGAUCAACUUUGCCCUCGUGUCCGGCCUGCCAGGUGCAAACCUCGUCAUGGCGAUCGCGGCGAACUUUGUCAUGCUUGCCGCAGGUGUACUGGGUACUUUUGCGGGCCACACCCGCCAGCGAUGGGUCUGGUUGACCAUCAGCUGCAUUGCUUAUCUAGUGAUGCUGCACCAUGCAGGAUUCCAUGCCCAGCGCGCCGCGCAGAACAAAGAUGCGCAAACACGCCGGUUCUUCGGCGCGCUCUCUGGAUCGGCCUUUGUAGCCUUUGCGCUGUUCCCGAUCUCCCUUGCUGCUGGUUCCCUGGCGUUGAAGAUCAGCGUCGACACUGAGACCGUUCUUCUCGCUAUUCAGGAUAUCUUCACCCAGGGCAUUCUCGGCUACUGGCUUGUGUUGGCACACGACAGUUCUCCGAACAUCACCCUCUACAUGGACGGUUUCUGGUCAUCUGGAGUCGGCAACGAGGGCGCCAUCCGCAUCGCGGAAGAAGAUGGCGCGUAA
Penicillium canariense is the source of this 915-nucleotide messenger RNA. Its product is annotated as opsin family protein. Gene Ontology annotation, cellular component: plasma membrane; endoplasmic reticulum. The transcript has 5 exons. Bases 1 to 915 code for a protein of 304 amino acids. The record is from RefSeq and is a predicted model, not a curated record. Lineage: Eukaryota; Fungi; Ascomycota; Eurotiomycetes; Eurotiales; Aspergillaceae.